Messenger RNA from Caenorhabditis bovis, 1323 nucleotides. The record is from the annotation of a GenBank genome assembly. Lineage: Eukaryota; Metazoa; Nematoda; Chromadorea; Rhabditida; Rhabditidae.
AUGAGGUGCCGACAAAUGUGCCAAGGCGUGUUUUGUCCCGCGUUCCCAAGCCAGUCGCCAUUAGUUGGUGUGACCCGAAUGUUGUCAAAGCCUGCUCUACUACUAGUGCUUCUGGUUCUGCUCGCACUUCCAUGCUCGGCGCGAUAUCUGAAAGGCCCUGGCGCCGGCCUUCCUGUUGUUCUAGUGCCAGGUGACGGCGGAAGUCAGCUGGAAGCGAAUCUCACUGGAAAACCAUCGACGGUGCACUACGUUUGCUCGAAAACAACAACGACAUGGUUUGAUUUAUGGCUCAAUCUGGAGCUUUUUAUCCCGACUGUAAUCGACUGCUGGGCUGAUAAUAUGCAAUUGGUGUUCAACACAACAACCGGCCUAUCCGACAAUAUGCCGGGCGUCGACAUUCGGGUUCCAGGACUUGGCUCGACUAGUUCCAUCGAAUGGCUUGAUAAGAGCAAAGCAUCGCAGGGUAGAUAUUUCACCGACAUCGUUGAAAGUCUUGUGACAAUGGGAUACAGCCGAGGCAAGGAUGUCGUUGGAGCGCCGUUUGAUUGGAGGCGGUCGCCAAAUGAGCUUAGCUACUUCUACAUCCAACUGAAGACAAUUAUCGAGACGACCUAUAGGUGGAACGGCAAUAAGAAGGUUGUCCUAUUGGGACACAGCAUGGGCAAUCCAGUGACAUUAUACUUUCUUCACAAUUACGUCGACCAAGCAUGGAAGGACAAGUUCGUUGCGAGUUUUGUUUCGCUUGCAGCACCGUGGGGAGGAUCCAUGCAAAUUGUAAAACUAUUCGCGUCGGGAUAUAAUAUGAAUUACUAUCGAGUAAUUUUACCGCCAAGUGCUCUUCGUGGAAUGCAACGUUCCUUCACCUCGUCAGCUUUUCUGUUUCCCAAUUCCGCUGCGUGGGCUCCCGAUGAGAUUCUCGCGUCAACCGAAGAUAAAAAUUACACACUCUCCAAUGUUCAAGAAUUCUUCAAGGACAUUAAUUAUCCAGUUGGAUGGGAACAGUAUAAGGCAGCGGGAACCUUAAAUGGUAAUGUAACGGCUCCCGGAGUUGCAGUUCAUUGUGUCUAUGGGACAGGAGUCCCCACACCAGAGACUUUCCACUGGACCAAAGGCUAUUUUCCGGACUAUCAACCAGUUGAGGUAAACGGUGAUGGGGACGGGACUGUUAACAAGCGAUCUGCUCAUGUGUGCAACAAUUGGAAAGGCAAUAACGACGGAAAACCGGUGACCGUCCACGAGGUCUUCCAAGCAGAUCAUAUGACAAUUCUAAAGGAUCCGAAAGCGUUGGAAAUAAUCAGACAAGCGAUUUAUCAAGAGAUUUAA